Messenger RNA from Lodderomyces oxycetoniae, 2184 nucleotides. RefSeq lists its product as uncharacterized. The record is from RefSeq and is a predicted model, not a curated record. Bases 1 to 2184 code for a protein of 727 amino acids. NCBI's taxonomy places the organism in Eukaryota, Fungi, Ascomycota, Pichiomycetes, Serinales, Debaryomycetaceae. The transcript is spliced from 2 exons.
AUGCAUGCUGCAGGUUAUAACAAAAUUCACUAUCGAGCAGAGCGAGAUAGUGUUGAUAGAGUCGAUAGAGUCGAUAGAGUCGAUAGAGUCGAUAGAGUCGAUAGAGUCGAUAGAGUCGAUAGAGUCGAUAGAGUCGAUAGAGUCGAUAGAUUCAAGAGAAACAAGAAAAAUCUGCGAAAGCCUCUAGCUGAAGAAACUAUGCUUUAUGGGUUGAAGCAAUUUCGAGAACAGCAGUCAACGGAAAACUAUAUAGAAGAAGAAGGGUUAUUGAAAGACGAAUUUUUCAAAAGGUACCAUAACAAGCCUUUUAACUAUGACGUUGAAAUAGCAAAAGUGCUAAAUGAUCCCAAUUACGUGCCGCCGGUGGUUUCAAUUAAUACAGAUGAUAUAGUGGUAUCAUCGGGCACAACUUCACCCAACGGGACCAAAUAUCAAAUGACAAUGCAUCCGGAUGGAAGCGAACAACCCCCCAAGUCUUUGCCCAACUCGCACCAUCGAGUUGAAAAACCAAGAAAACCUCGACAAUCAUUGCAUCGUGAUAUGCGCCAUUACCAAGAAAACAAUCUAAAUGCAAGAGUGGCCAAGCAUGAGUAUCCAACUACCACAGCAGUAGCAGUAGCGGCGGCAGCAGCUGCUGCAGCUGCUGUUACUCGGCUGAAUGAAGCUCAUCAUGCAUACCCUACCACCAUUACUACCACCCCGACCACCACCACCACUACCACCACCACCACCACUUCAGCAGCGGCAGUUACUAAUCAACUGAUAUCAUUACCUACUCCAGUCUCAGUAGAUAUGCAGAUUGCCGAUGAGCAAGAAAAUAUUGUAAAAGAGCUCUUGGAACUAGGAAACGAAGACGGCGAGGAAGUAGUAGCAGGAGCAAACGGGUUCAAUCCGUACAACUAUAAAAACGUGUUUCACGAUUUACAGCAAUUCAUAUUACGUAUUCUUGAUAAAAUGGGGAAAAACGAAAAUGUCAAGAAUAUAGUCUUUUUAAAAGAACUAAAUGAAAAGUUUGCCAGAGAAAUGUCUCAACCGUGUGCAACUCAACAUCAAAGCUAUCACAAUGUGAAACUUAGUGAGAAACAAUCGAGGCUUAACUUGUUGAGGAACUUAAAAUCCCUAUAUGUUGAUCCAAUAAUGGCGUCGAUGUCGUUGAAUUUGGAAGAAAAGUCAAGCAAUGUACAUGACUACAAAUAUACUAGUACUCUAAGAUCACACUUUCAUUAUAUUGACACCAGUGAUCAUGUAUCGAACGACUUUCAAAAACCACUGAGUAUCAAAAGCUCUUCAAUUAAUCUAAGUUAUCACAAGAAGCUAAAUAUUAUCACAAUCAAGGUCAGUUACUCGUUGAAUGCACCCAGUAGUAGUAAAAAGGACAUGCCGAGCCUCAAACGCGCGGUUUUCAGAAUCUUGAAACAAUUGAAAGAAAGUAAUGGUACCCUAAAACAUGAUCGUGAGACGGGUCUUCUUGUUUAUAGGGCAUUAAAGGAGCAAACCAAAGAACAUGUUGAAGAUGAAUUAAUGCAAUAUAUCAAUCAGCUAUCUGAAGAGGAGUUUAUCAGAAAUUUUAUCAAUUUUGAAAAUAUGGAAGAGGAAGAAGAAGAAGAGGAAGAAGAAGAGGAAGAGGAAGAGGAAGAAGAAGAAGAAGAGGAAGAGGAAGAGGAAGAGGAAGAGGAAGAAGAAGAAGAAGAAGAAGAAGAGGUGGGGAUGGAGAUGGAAGUGGAGAUGGACAAGGAGGAGGAAGAGGAAGAGAAAGAGGAAGAGAAAGAGGACGAAGGCAAUAAUGAGGAUAAGGCAGCAACAGGGACCACUGUUCUUAGUGCUGAAAAACAUGAAAAACAAGAAGAACCUGAAGUAAAUGGAGAAAAUGAGCAAGAUGAGAAAUAUGAGGAACAUGAGAAAUAUGAGGAACAUGGAGCAAUUGAGAAAUAUGAGGAACAUGGAGCAAUUGAGGAAAAUGAAGAACAUGAACGAGAAAAUGACUCUGAAACUAGUGAUGAAGAUGGUGUGGGUUUAGAGACACAAAAGGAACACGUUUUAGAAAGUCAGGAGGAAACACCUUUUCUUGGAGAAAAAGAGCGCGAAUCUAUUGAAGAUGACAUGCAAGACACUUUACUAGAAUCCAAACCACUUUUAGUGAAAGAGUCUGCACUUGAGAUUUUGGACCCUGUCUUUGAAACAUAG